This is a messenger RNA of Lethenteron reissneri (Far Eastern brook lamprey), 1811 nucleotides long. Its product is annotated as low-density lipoprotein receptor class A domain-containing protein 4-like. Gene Ontology annotation, cellular component: early endosome membrane; Golgi membrane. Gene Ontology annotation, biological process: negative regulation of transforming growth factor beta receptor signaling pathway. NCBI's taxonomy places the organism in Eukaryota, Metazoa, Chordata, Hyperoartia, Petromyzontiformes, Petromyzontidae. Gene Ontology annotation, molecular function: R-SMAD binding. The record is from RefSeq and is a predicted model, not a curated record.
CGGGGAGACCCCGUGAAGGGGACUCUGGAUGCCGGCGCGAGGCUCUGCGAGGCGGCCCCACAGCAGACCCCCAUGCCUCCCCCGCGCGGCUGCGAGCCCCCAUCGGCGCGGACGAGAGCGACCAGAGGGGGGUGGUGUGUGUGCCGCCACGGAGGCUGGUGCUGCUGAUGGCCGGCGUGGCUGCCAUGGUGUUCCUGCCCUGCUCACUGCUCCACCACCACCACCUCCUCCUCGACAGCCGCCCCACACCCCCACUGCUCACGCACACCAUGGGUAGUGGCCUGUGGCCUGCUGACCGAGCAGCCUCGCAAACCGCAAGUUCUCAUCAGCCCCUGGUGUGCGGCGGGGGCUCUGCGACGGGGGGCCCCCCGGCCGUCCGCGACCCCUUCGCCCGCCCGGGCGGGGGGCUCAAGUACCCCUACAGCUCCUCCGAGGUGGACCUGCCCCCCACGAUCGCGCUCUCGGACGGCGAGGAGCCGCCCCCCUACAAGGGCCCCUGCUCCCUGCGCCUCCGCAACCACGAGCAGCAGCUGGAGAUCAACCGCGAGGCCAUCCGGCCGCCCCCCAACCGCACCGUCUUCGACAGCGACUACUGGCCGCACUUCCGGCCCCCCUCCUGCCGAGCGGGGGUCUCGGCGGGGGGGGCUCGCGGCGGCGGCGACGGGGGGGGUCCCCCGCGGGGGCUGUUGCUGCCGCCGCCGCCCUCCUACAGCGAGGCGCUGAGACACUGCCUCAUGCCGGUCGCCGUCACGGCGACCGGCGCCAAGGCGGCAGCGGGCCCCGCCGCGGGCACGGCCGCCGUUGCCGCCGCCGCCCGCGGCGCGACCGGCGCGGCUGCCGGCACCAAGCCCGGCGCGGGCGCCAUCGCCGGCAACAGCGGCGACGCGACCGGAACGACUGCCGCCGCCGUUGCCGUCGACGGCGGCGGCGCGACCGAGCAAGAGACGGCGGUCAUGGUCGUGGUGGUGGGGAUGGGGGUGGGGAUGGGGGUGGGGGGCGGCCAACCGCAGACUAACGCCAGGGGACGCACGGCUUGACGGGAGCACGGAGACGCACGCACGCACGCGGGGUCAACAUCCGUAGGCCACGCUGCAACGCGGCCGUUGUGGAUCCGGGGGCGGAAGGGGAAAGAGGAGCGGCGGUGACGGCCGCAGCGGCGGUGACGGCGGUGCCAAAGAGGGAGGGCGGAAGGAGGAGGAACUGACGGGCGCGGGAGGCGGGCGAGAGAGCGAAGCGGCGAGGAUUUGGACCGGCCAUUGCGGGGAGAGUGGGGAAGGGGAGGGGGGGCGCCCAAGGCGGACCGCUCGCCUCGCUCGCGUCGAUCGCUUUUAGUGCCAGUGCUGGACUCGCGGAGGAAAUAAGAAAUAUCUAUAUCUCUAUUAUAUUAACGAGAAGAGAUUCUAUCUAUAUAUACGUCUAGCGACACUCGCCCGGCCGUUGGCGCGGCCGGGAGAUGUUCCAAAGUGCUUUUAGGGGUCAGGCAAAAAUUUCACAAAAGCACACAGCCACCGGGGGAGGUGGUGGCUCACCACCCGUCACUCACCACCCGGUGCUCACCGUCACUCACCGUCACUCACCGUCACUCACCGUCACUCACCACCCGGCGCUCACCGUCACUCACCGUCACCACCCGGCGCUCACCACCCGGCGCUCACCACGCGUCACUCACCACCCGGCGCUCACCGUCACUCACCACCCGGCGCUCACCGUCACUCACCACCCGGCGCUCACCACCCGGCGCUCACCACGCGUCACUCACCACCCGGCGCUCACCACCCGGCGCUCACCACGCGUCACUCACCACCCGGCGC